AUGGUUAAUGUUGCAAUUGCAGGCUCGAACGGUCUAGCGCAAUUCAUUGCGAAUUUUCUCUCUACCAAAACGUGCCACCAGUUCAUUAUACUAUCGAGGUUUCCGAAACCUACAUUGGUCUCUAAAGGCUGGCAGGUUCUCGAAGUUGAUUAUGCGAAUAACUCCAAACUUCGCUAUACGCUCACUGGAGUAGACGUAGUCAUUUCCACUAUAUCAGGACAAGCCGAGACAGCUCUUAUCACUGCUGCUGCCCAAGUCAAUGUGCGGCGGUUCAUGCCAUCCGAGUUCGAAGGGCCGCCGUCGCUUCGUUCAUUCUCCAGCCUCCCAGACCGUGGAAACAGCACCAGUAUCUCGCUUCUCCAACAGUAUGGGAUGGAAUAUACUGUUUUUACAUGUGGCGUCUUUUAUGAGCGCUUUGCGCCAGGUGGAAUGGCUGCUUUUCAAAUUGGCCAGGGUACCCGCAUUGACAGGGAAGGCGAAUACCUUAUUAACCUUCGUUCAAUGACGGCUGAAAUUCCUUAUCUCAGCGACGGCCGGAAUUCUUUUAUUUGCAUGACAUCUGCUCAAGACGUCGCGCGAGCUGUUGUCGCGGCGAUUGAUUUGCCCCGCUGGCCUACUGAAAUUAGAAUGUUCGGAGAUAGAGUGUCUUUGACCGGCCUUGUAGGUAUUGUUGAGCGCGUAUCAGGACAAGAGCUCAAGAAAUCCUUUGUUUCCGUCGAAUCUCUCAGACAGUUAUACGGACAAGCGAAGGCGUCCAAUAAUGUCAGGCAGCAGUCGCGUUUUGCCCACCUUAUGGAUGCAGGCAAUGGCUGUUAUGACUUUGAUACGUGCAACCUCACUAGCCUUGUCAAUAUUCAGCCACAACGAUUCCAGGAGUGGUUGCGGUUGGUUUGGUCCUGGUAG
This is a messenger RNA of Uncinocarpus reesii 1704, 903 nucleotides long. RefSeq lists its product as uncharacterized. The coding region runs from base 1 to 903 and encodes 300 amino acids. The record is from RefSeq and is a predicted model, not a curated record. NCBI's taxonomy places the organism in Eukaryota, Fungi, Ascomycota, Eurotiomycetes, Onygenales, Onygenaceae. The transcript has 3 exons.